Chroicocephalus ridibundus (black-headed gull) is the source of this 1179-nucleotide messenger RNA. RefSeq names its product interferon-like. Gene Ontology annotation, biological process: defense response. The coding region runs from base 562 to 1140 and encodes 192 amino acids. Gene Ontology annotation, cellular component: extracellular region. Gene Ontology annotation, molecular function: cytokine receptor binding. NCBI's taxonomy places the organism in Eukaryota, Metazoa, Chordata, Aves, Charadriiformes, Laridae. The record is from RefSeq and is a predicted model, not a curated record. The transcript has a single exon.
GGGCUCCCCAGCCUCUGACAAGUGACAUCGCUUCACAACCCUGCCCAACACGAAAAGGAAAGGCCAGCUAAGAUGAAAACAAAGGCGAGCCACAAGCGAAAGGAAAACACACCACAACCAACACCAGGGCAUUAGACGGAAAAGACACUCGCGCACCAGGGGAAACUUCAGCUGCAGAAAAGAGGCACCACAGCUCGCCCUGCAGGCAACAGGGAAACCCUAACACACCUCCCGCCACAGCUGCUGCCCGCAAGGGCUCUGCCCCACCGCUUUCGCAUCCCCCCCUCAACCACUACAGCCAACCUCCCCACAACACACCACCAGCAAAGCACCGCCACCCCCCUCCCCACGCGCGGGGACACCCCAACAACGCACUUCCCCAAGACCACCACAGCCACCAGGCAAAAAUGAAAACGACAGCCGGAAACUCGCUGCGACCAGAAAGCGAGGAAGCCGAAGCCGCGGCACCCCAUAAAGCCCCACACCCGGCAGCACCCCAAGCACAGCGCCCACCCGCACCACCACCGAGCCUCACCAGCCUCCUGCCCACCACCACACACCAUGCCUGCGCCCGCAACCCACCACACCCGCCUGCGCCACGGCGCCCCGACGCUCCUGCUCCUCCUGACGGCUCUCGCCACCACCCUCGCCUGCCGCCACCUGCCUCCCUGCCACUCCACCUUCCCCUGGGACAGCCUCAGCAUCCUCCGGGACAUGGCUCCCAGACCGCCACAGCCCUGCCAACACCAACAGGCGCCCUUCCCCUUCCCCGACACCCUCCUCCACAACAGCCACCCACAGCAAGCCGCCGCCACCGCCCGACACAUCCUCGACAACCUCUUCGCCACCCUCAGCGCACAGAGCACCCCCCAACACUGGGACGACCAGGCACGCCAUCGCCUCCUCAACAACCUCCACCGCCACAGCCAGCAGCUCCAGCAAUGCCUCGCACCCAACGGCACGCUCUCCCAAGGACAAGGGCCCCGCAACCGCACGCUCACCAUCAGCAAAUACUUCAGGCGCAUCCACAACUUCCUCCACACCCACAACCACAGCGCCUGCGCCUGGGACCACGUCCGCCUCGAAGUUCGCGCCUCUUUCCAGCGCCUCCACAACCUCACCCGCACCAUGUGCAAUUAGACCAACCGCCCCGACCAACCCGCGCGCACCCACGCGCCC